Aspergillus saccharolyticus JOP 1030-1 is the source of this 1248-nucleotide messenger RNA. RefSeq lists its product as uncharacterized. The coding region runs from base 409 to 984 and encodes 191 amino acids. The record is from RefSeq and is a predicted model, not a curated record. Lineage: Eukaryota; Fungi; Ascomycota; Eurotiomycetes; Eurotiales; Aspergillaceae. The transcript has a single exon.
UACCCCUUCAAUAUUGUGUAACCACAAGAUCAGGAUGACAACUAAAUUGAGUGCCAUCAUGCCCUCCUCCAGGCCAGGCAGUCACCCAUCUCCGAGACCAUCAUCGGCAGCUUCUGGGUAGUAGGUUUGGAGGCCACAGAAUGCUUUUUGGGGACUGGAUGGGUUUCGGUCAAGACUCGUAUUACCUGCGCCGCCUUGGUAGGUAUACGAGCUUCCGCAUUCAGAACCUCACUUCCCAUUAUAGCAGCACCCAUUACUGGUAGGGGGUCUUACGAUGAGCACAGCAAGCUCAAGAUAUAUAAAAAAGGCCAGCCGACCCCUCCAUCACCAGUAUCAUCACAACCUCUUCAAAGCACUUCCACCUCAUUGACUAUCUACUCAUCAACCUACUCAUCCCCCUCCAUCAAGAUGACCAAGAUCCUCGCCAUCCUCGGCGCCCUCGCCACCGUCGCUCUGGCCGCUCCAUCUCCCGCAGCGGACAUCGUUCCUCGCGCCUGCACCACCAUCCUCCCCACCUCCAUCGACAUCCUCGACAGCGCCCACCCCAACACCGCGAACGUCGGCUCGCACUUCAGCCUCCAACGCUCCGGCUCCCCAGUGACCAACAACAAGAUCUCCGCCUUCACCUUUACCAACAUCCCCGCCGGCGCCACCGGCUGCACCCUCCAGGUCAACGUGCCCGCGCUAGCCAAGGCCAACCAGAUCGCCUCGGGCUCCAACCAGGCGGAAUUCUGGACGACCAACGCCUGGACUGCCGCCAACGCGCCGACUUGGAACCACCCGCCGACUCGCGACCAGAUGGUUUCCACCUUCCAGUUCCCGACGGGGGUGACCACGACCCCGACGCAGCAGAACUUGGCGUCGAAUACCUGCUCCAGCACGAUGAGCUUCUUGGCGCUGUUGAGCGAUUGGCAGGGUGCGGCGGGACAGGUGGAUUUCACUCAGGGGGCGAACCUGGGGUUUAAGUUGAUUUUCAAUUGUUGAGUGGACUUUUUUGACAGGAAGGAUGGGUUAAAUUGUUGGGCUGGGAGGAUGGACUAGGACUAGUGAGGGUGAGAGGAAGUAUGGGUUUCGGGUUUGUUGUUCGGUGAGGCUGGUUUACAUGCCGCUGUCUAGAGUGGUCUGCGCUGCUAAUGGCAACAUAUUAAUUGAGUUGUUUUAGUUGCUGAAUCACGCGAUAUUCACGAGUAUGAGCCGUUCAGCUCUAUGCUGCCUUAGAUAUCGAGGGCUAAGGACCCAGAGAAGGGC